Diaporthe batatas is the source of this 1500-nucleotide messenger RNA. RefSeq lists its product as uncharacterized. NCBI's taxonomy places the organism in Eukaryota, Fungi, Ascomycota, Sordariomycetes, Diaporthales, Diaporthaceae. The coding region runs from base 385 to 1074 and encodes 229 amino acids. The record is from RefSeq and is a predicted model, not a curated record. The transcript is spliced from 2 exons.
GGAGCUUCUGCGGCACGACCAGCGUCACACCUUCUCAGCUUUGCCCAGGGAUUUCCCCUUUGCGUGUGUGAGCACCUGUCAAACCCGUUUCUUUUCCAGCAGCAACAACCCGUCGGGCAACGUUUCCCCAGAUUGGACCUACCUGCCCCAAGGAGAAACCUCGGCGACAGAAAAAUCGAAUGCGCAUCAAAUGUUGGCUGUGCAUCCCCAGGCCGACAUCAUCCAGCCGAUCGCAUCUGCCUGAACAGGCGCAACCCCCCACCUCGCUCCCGUUCUCGUGGCUUGACGACCGCUUCAGCCGCUCGCACCCUCUGUUGGCCACCGCUCAGCGCCAAGUCCGCCCGCGACGAGACCUGAGGACGUCCAGACGUCAAGACAACAAAUAUGGUCGGGACGGCUGGGGCGAUUAUUAUCACCAUCGUGGUGCUCGCUGUCGUCGGUGCUGCCGGAUGGGUCUUCUACAGCAGACUACAAGCUAAGAAGCUUGGGCUUCCUCCUCCAUCCUUCACCUCCUUUAUACCUUUUGUCCACAAAUCCGACCCGUCCCCUUACGGACCCCCGGCUCCGGCGCCAGGGGGCGUCUCCGGGUGGUUCAAUGACCAGAUCCGCAAAUUCAAAAAUCGCAACAACCGCAGUGCCGCCGGCGCAUACGAAGGCACCGGCUCGGCCCCGACGCGUCGCGGCUUCGGGCCCCUCGAUCCGGACGAGGCCUGGGACUCGCGCGUCGGCAACGAGGCGGACCACUAUGGGCCCGGGGGCUAUUACGAGGAGCAAGAACUGGGGCUGCACCAGCCCGCCCGGCCGUCACAUCAGGGCGAGAACACCGCCUACCGGGGUGCCGGCGAGCCUGAGAGCUACUCGAUGAACCUGGCUGCUACGCCGCAGCAUCCACCGCGGGGUUUCGGCGAAGACCGGGGCAGGACGCUCAGCAGGGAUGGGCGGAACCCGUUUGACGACGACGCCGCUGAGCCGUCUAACAUCAGCUUGAGAGGAGUGUCGCCAAGGCCCAUGGACGGCGAACGUCGCGAGGACAACGCCAGUGAGAGGAGGAGUAUAUUCCGGGAGGACGUUUAAUAGUAUGCGUCACCCAGAACUGAUCACGGUCUGGAAGGCAGUGAUGAAGAUGGCACACAGACAAUACAUUUCAGGCUUCAAAGUUGAAAUCAGCCUUUGGGUGGGGCAGGGGAGGGUACGUGACCCGAAGAGGCAUCUGAUCGGCCCCGCAAGGCCGGUAGGUAUACUGGGGAGGGAAGGCUACGUGGACCUGUGACAAGUAUACGAUCAUGGUUGGGAUGCGUUGGGCAUAUGGGUGACUGGAUCCGGAGGCGUGGGUCUUCUCUGUUUGUUUAUGACUGACUGAUUUGUCUACGCAAAAGUUGGCGUGCUCGAGGGUUGUUCGAUAGUCCUGGUUCCAAGACCAUUCUUUUUGAUUCCCGAGGUAGUCGUCGCUCCUGAGGCAUACUUUUAAGACACAGGGCGCAUAUCCAUAUCUCACGCACA